Molecule: messenger RNA, 1177 nt
Organism: Plutella xylostella (diamondback moth)
Lineage: Eukaryota; Metazoa; Arthropoda; Insecta; Lepidoptera; Plutellidae
Product: E3 ubiquitin-protein ligase RNF25
Biological process (GO): protein ubiquitination
Cellular component (GO): nucleus
Molecular function (GO): ubiquitin protein ligase activity; protein binding
Source: RefSeq, a predicted model, not a curated record
UGUCAGUUGUCAAUAUUUGACUGCAAGUCCAUGAUUGAUUUUUAUCAAGAUUUUGUAAAAUAAAAAUUCACAGCUGUUUCAGUUACAGUGCAGCUGCAUUGCGCCUGCUCGUAACCUGGGCAUUUGUAUUAAAAGUUUAGCCUGGCCUCCAGAUAUCCGGGGCUUUCCGCCGCGAUUUUCAGUCAGCAUCAUGUCGGAAACUUUGGACGAGAGGAUAACCGACGAACUAGAAGCGUUGGAGGCGAUAUUACUAAACGAUGUGGUGAUAAAAGCGGUGGACAACAUGCCGAUAUUCAUCGAGACCGUGGUGCAUCCUUCCACUGGCGAUGACGCGGAGCAGCAGUACGUGUGCGUGACGCUCGGCGUGACGCUCCCGCCGGGGUAUCCGGACGUCCGCCCGGACGUCGUGCUCAGGAACCCCAGAGGCCUCGAUGACUGUCUGAUCACAAGUAUCAAGGAACAGAUUCGGGAUAAGCUUGAUGAGUGUAUCGGACAGCCGGUGGUGUUUGAGUUGAUUGAGUUAAUAAGAGAAAACCUAACCGAGAGUAACUUGCCGAGCGGUCAGUGUGUGAUAUGCCUGUACGGGUUUGCGGCGGGAGACAUCUUCAUCAAGACACAGUGCUACCACUACUUCCACAGUCACUGCCUGGCGAGCCACCUCAUCGCCGGCGAGAAGUAUUACAAGGAAGAGUUUGAGAAACUCCCUAAUUGGCAGCAAAUGCAGGCUCCUCCGUAUCAGCAAACCUGCCCUGUGUGUCGGUCGCAAGUGACCUGUGACGUGGAGACCCUGAAGUUAGCCCCUCCGCCCAUGGAGUCUAUAACUGCACCACCAUUCUGUCUCACUGCUGAGCUUAAGGCCCUCCAGCUAAAGAUGGCGUCGCUGCUGGCGCACCAGGUGGCGAAGGGCGGGGUGGUGGGCGCGGGGGACGACGGGCCGCCGCCGCUCACCAUCACCACGGCUGCGGAUAAUGAGGAUAAUGAGGCGACAAACGCAUCGCCCAGCGCGCCCCCGGAGGCGGCCAAGGCGGGGGCGGUGAACAACGGCGGGGCGGUGAACGCGAACACUUCAAACGAGACGCCGAGCUCACCGGGCGCCCGGCAGGCGUAUCGCGGACCUUACCGAGGCUUCAACCGCCGCGGCAAGCCGGGCCGCCGCGGCCGGGGCGCCCAGCGGUGA